CUUUACCUCAUCACUUCCUGGUUUUGCGGCCGCCAUAUUGGCAUGGGGAAUAGAUGACAAUUUCACCUUAGCCGAAGAGCUACGUUUUUUUUGUUAUUUUAGAAAGUUUAUCAAGAGCGUAUUCACUCUGAAAUAAAAGGGAUAUCGAUAUAUCAUCCCAGUUUGACCGUGGUGGAUCCCGUGGAGGGCGUUGAAAGAGAUGAGCAACAAUUUAAACAAGAGGGCCCCAACCACAGCAACACAGCGGUUAAAACAGGAUUACCUGCGCAUCAAGAAAGAUCCAGUCCCGUACAUCUGUGCUGAACCUCUGCCCUCCAACAUUUUGGAAUGGCAUUAUCUAGUGCGUGGCCCUGAGAAAACUCCAUAUGAAGGUGGCUACUAUCAUGGCAAACUCAUUUUCCCACGGGAAUUCCCAUUCAAACCACCAAGCAUAUACAUGAUCACACCCAAUGGCAGAUUUAAAUGUAAUACAAGGUUGUGUCUUUCCAUCACAGAUUUUCACCCUGACACGUGGAACCCAGCAUGGUCCGUAUCCACCAUCUUAACCGGCCUCCUGAGCUUCAUGGUUGAAAAAGGCCCGACUCUCGGCAGUAUCGAAACCUCUGACUUCACAAAAAGACAGUUGGCUUCGCAGAGUCUUGCUUUCAACAUCAAGGACAAAGUCUUUUGUGAACUGUUUCCAGAUGUUGUUGACGAAAUCAAGCAGAAGCAGCGUAUGCAGGAGGAGCUCAGGUCCCGCUCACAGGCGCUGCCUCUCCCCGAUGUGGUGCCGGAUGGCGAAGCCCACCAUGCGCAAAACGGCCACCUUCCCCUGAACGUGCAUCUGCCCCCCGGUGCGGCACACCCACCCGACCUCCAGCAGGUCAACCGUAACCAUGGACUCCUGGGUGGAGCGCUCGCUAAUUUGUUCGUCAUUGUAGGUUUUGCUGCUUUCGCCUACACGGUCAAGUACGUUCUGCGGAGCAUCGCGCAGGAAUGAAUCGCCCU
Carassius carassius (crucian carp) is the source of this 987-nucleotide messenger RNA. RefSeq names its product ubiquitin-conjugating enzyme E2 J2-like. NCBI's taxonomy places the organism in Eukaryota, Metazoa, Chordata, Actinopteri, Cypriniformes, Cyprinidae. Bases 200 to 979 code for a protein of 259 amino acids. The record is from RefSeq and is a predicted model, not a curated record. The transcript has 7 exons.